GUCAUUUCCUGGGCCAAGUUGGGACCCGGACGGCCUCACCAUGAUGAAACGGGCAGCUGCUGCUGCAGUGGGAGGAGCCCUGGCAGUGGGGGCUGUGCCCGUGGUGCUCAGUGCCAUGGGCUUCACUGGGGCAGGAAUCGCCGCGUCCUCCAUAGCAGCCAAGAUGAUGUCCGCAGCAGCCAUUGCCAACGGGGGUGGUGUUUCUGCGGGGAGCCUGGUGGCUACUCUGCAGUCCGUGGGGGCAGCUGGACUCUCCACAUCAUCCAACAUCCUCCUGGCCUCUGUUGGGUCAGUGUUGGGGGCCUGCUUGGGGAAUUCACCUUCUUCUUCUCUCCCAGCUGAACCCGAGGCUAAAGAAGAUGAGGCAAGAGAAAAUGUACCCCAAGGUGAACCUCCAAAACCCCCACUCAAGUCAGAGAAACAUGAGGAAUAAAGGUCACAUGCAGAUGCA
Molecule: messenger RNA, 451 nt
Organism: Homo sapiens (human)
Lineage: Eukaryota; Metazoa; Chordata; Mammalia; Primates; Hominidae
Gene: IFI27L2
Product: interferon alpha inducible protein 27 like 2
Exons: 4
Coding region: 41-433 (130 amino acids)
Cellular component (GO): membrane; mitochondrial membrane
Source: RefSeq, marked validated